Triticum dicoccoides is the source of this 960-nucleotide messenger RNA. RefSeq names its product putative HVA22-like protein g. The transcript has 6 exons. The coding region runs from base 167 to 748 and encodes 193 amino acids. NCBI's taxonomy places the organism in Eukaryota, Viridiplantae, Streptophyta, Magnoliopsida, Poales, Poaceae. The record is from RefSeq and is a predicted model, not a curated record.
GCAGCCGCAAGCAACUUGGCAGGUAAGCUAUGUCAUAGGCCACACCAAACACAUCACUUGGGAGGGGCGGCCAUUAUCUUUCUUUCCGAGAACUCAUCAAGAAAUUAGGUAGAUAGGUUACACAGAUCUUGGCCUCCUCUUCCUGAGAAUUCAACGCCGGUUCACGAUGUCUGUCGAGCUGCUGACGAAAUUCCUCACGGUUCUGUUCGGGUAUGCCAUGCCGGCGUUGGAGUGCUUCAAGGCGGUCGAGCAGCGGACCGGGCGGACCGAUCAGCUCCGGUUUUGGUGCCAGUAUUGGAUCAUACUAGUCAUCCUGGUCAUAUUCGACGAAAUCGCAGGCGCCCUAAUAUCGAGGAUUCCGAUGUACUAUGAAGUCAAGCUCGCCUUCCUCGUCUACCUCUGGUACCCACAGACAAGGGGGUCUGACAUCGUGUACGAGAACUUCGUGCGGCCGCUGGUGAUGCAGUACGAGCCCAACAUCGAGGAGAGGCUGCGGUACCUGCGGGCCAACGCCGGCGACCUCAUCGUCUUCUACCUCAAGAACUUCACCGACAGGGGAUACGAGCUCUUCCUCCGGGUCCUUGACUUCGCUCAGUCGCAGGCGUCCAGUGGCUCAAGGACAAGGAGGUUCUUCUCGUUCCGAGGGGACCGGGCUGAGAGGCCGAGCUUCGUCGACGACGACUACGUCCACGGCAGCGAUCGGAGGAGCGCGGCCAGGCAGCGGCGACCCCGCGGUGCUGAUUACUAGCGGGCUAGCUAGGAUGGUCGUGGUAGGAUAAGACUGCAAAGAAACCUGAAUGGUUGUAGCCGACUUGUAGGACAAAUAUCGAAACGUAAAAAUGGUUGACAUGAACAGAGCUACUCCUAUUUGAUUGUGGAUAUUUAGGUGGUAUAGGUUUCCAUGUAACUCGAUGUUCAGGCUGAUUAUCAUUAAUAGUUUAGUAAAGUAAUAUUGUUUUA